AUGGACGACUUGUUCGAGGGCUAUAUGGCGCUAGGUCCGAUUGGUGACUUUCUCGAAGAGAGUCCUCCGUUCAGAUCCACCAGAAAGUCUCCAAAAGUAUCAAGAGCUGAAGAACAUGUAUCAUCGGAAGAACAGACACAGCCACAGAGCGUUACUGCAUCGAGCGGGGAUCCUACGACAUUGAGUGCCUUACGACAGAGACGCGGCCAUACCAAAAGCCGCCUUGGCUGCCUUACUUGUAAGAAACGAAAGAUCAAGUACCCGUAUCUGAUGGACGCCAUGCUCGCCCUAGCCGGGUCCCACCUUGCGGUCCAAGUCGACAACCCAAAGACCAGCCUAGCAUUGCAACACCGACAGAAAGCCAUUGUUGGGCUUGAGGAUGCCUUUUCAAGAUGGCCCACCACUGCCGAGGAGUCCCAUGUGAUGCUUGCUGCAUCUUAUCUCCUAUCCUUCCAAUCUAGUUACAUGGAAGACGGCUUCCUGGAACACUUUCUCUCCCUCAGAGGAUGCUCAGUUCUCUCCCAGUUCAUCGUAAGCUCGGGAAACGGUGGCUUCCUCGCCGGACGUAGAAGCCUGGACUUUAUAGGCAUGGACAUGACAUUUCGGAACUUCCCGGAGAUAGACCAGGGGCUUAUCCGCGAGGCUCUACUAUCUCUACGGGACUUCUCAGACCUAAUGGCCGGACCUGAUGUGCACGACAUGGAAAAAGCACUAGUUGGCCAACUCGUGCAAACGCUCCGACAUCUGCUGUCUUCAGACACUGUGGAUUCAGGAAAUGACAAUACACUCCCAACACCCGGCCUCACAGAAGCAACGACGCUAUCACAAUCUACAUCACCAACAACAACAACGACAUGUUCUUUAGACUUGCUCGCCUUCACUAACCCACUAUUGCCGAUGAACCAAGAUUCCACCUUCCAACACAUCGACUGGUCUGCCAUCACUACACCACCUCCAGGCGCACCAAACCCCAUACCGUCAUUCAUAGCCUUCACGGCCAUCCUAACCAUCUUCUCUACUUGGCCACACAACGCCCUCGUCCACGUCUUCGAUCCAACAAACCAACUCGGCAACAUUGUCCUGGCACAUUUCUGCGCCAUACGGUUCGUCUUAUCACCAUUGUCCGUGCCCAAGAAUGCGUUGAGGACGCCUACAAAGGCUGUUGUGGAGUGGUUUGUUAAGAUCAUCGCGGCUGUUGACGAAGACGAGGGGGAUGGAGAGUGGUCGCGGUAUGUGGUGUGGCCGAGGAAGAUUUUGCAUUGUUUACAAGCGUGUGUUGAGAGAAAUAAGGGGUUUACGUUGGCGGAUGUUAGGGAUAUGUUGCUGUAUGAUCCGAGUGCGUUUAAAGAGGGUAGGGCACGCAGGUUUUGA
Molecule: messenger RNA, 1371 nt
Organism: Pyrenophora tritici-repentis Pt-1C-BFP
Lineage: Eukaryota; Fungi; Ascomycota; Dothideomycetes; Pleosporales; Pleosporaceae
Source: RefSeq, a predicted model, not a curated record